Messenger RNA from Ictalurus punctatus (channel catfish), 3290 nucleotides. RefSeq names its product olfactomedin 2b (gene olfm2b). Gene Ontology annotation, biological process: signal transduction. NCBI's taxonomy places the organism in Eukaryota, Metazoa, Chordata, Actinopteri, Siluriformes, Ictaluridae. The record is from RefSeq and is a predicted model, not a curated record. The transcript has 7 exons. The coding region runs from base 751 to 2199 and encodes 482 amino acids.
GACCGGCGAGUCAGUCUCUGCACUCGUCUCUCUGUUUCUGUUUAUAAUAAAAGCCUUGUGUUUUAUUUGAUCAUAUUUAUUUAAUCUUUACAAUCAUUUUAAUAAUUCAAAGCCAUCAAGAAGACGUUUCUUUCUGAGGAAUAAUAUAUCAUCUUCAUGACAUUACUAUACAUCUUUAAUAUCGAUGGAGUGGGGUCACUGCAGUGUGGAAGGACUUCUUGACAUUUUUAUUUUAUGAAUUCAUUUUUAAUUCAGAUAUUUUGUUUGUUUGUUUUAUUUAAUAUUUAGCAGCUGACUUCAUUGGACAUCUUUUUCAUUAGCAUGUGGUCAGAGUUGCAGUUCUAACAUCCCUUUUUAAAAAAUCUGAAUUUUUUUUACAAUUAGUUUUUUGUUGGUUUUUUUUGCUUUUUUUUUUGUAAUUUCGUUAAUGUUAACGUUGUAUCUUCCAUGUUGCCGAGCGUUUCAGGGAUAUCUCCGAGCUCGUCGUUGUUAUAGUCUUUAAUUAGCUUUUUUUUUUGAAAAAGUUAUAAAACACUUUUCAUAGGUUUUUUAUUUUGCAUUAGAAAACACUUUUGAGCAAAACUGGGAUAGUUUUUCUUCCUUUUUCUUAUUAAACUGCACAAACUUUGUCGGACUCUUUCCUUUCGGUCUCGUCUUCUUUAAAUCCGGAUUUUUUCUCGGACUUUCUCGGACUGUACCUGUGUGUGCUGAUCUGUCGCUGCUCCUGGCUUCUGCUCGCGUUGUGUAACCAUGAGUGUUCCGAUGUUGAAGAUGGGUCUGGUGCUCAGUACGAUGGCCAUGCUGACCAACUGGAUGUCCCAGACACUCCCCAGACUCGUGGGACUGGAUCAGACGGUGGCUCGGCUGGGAACCUCCGAGAAGUUCAUCAGCGUGGUGUAUCCGGGGCAGGAUGAAGGCUGGCAGGUGUUUGGUUCUGUAUCAGAUGUAGGAGGGAAGUGUGUGUGUAGGCUUCUCGCUCCCCCACUGAACCACUGCCGGAAAGAACCACGAACCACUCGCCUUCGCCAAAUCGCAGAGCACGUUCAGAAUGUUUCUCAGUAUUUGGAGAUGUUGGAUUGGCGAACAUCUCGAGAUCUGCAGCAUAUCAGAGACACGGAGAAGAAGAUCAUCGGUGUGGAAAUGAGAGUAAAGACAGCACUCAAUAACCCUCGUACAGUCACUGAUAAAGUUUUACAGGACCUGGAACAGAGUGUGCUGGAGUGUAUUCCUCUGCGUGCUGUGUUGGCUCGGUUCAAGUCUGAGGUGCUGAAGGUGGAGGUGUUAAAGCGAGAGAUGGAGAGAGUGAGCUCAAGCCUCAAUCAGGAGCAGACACACACCUACAGCAGUGUUCACCAGCUGGAGCAGAGAGAGAUACAGCUGCAGAGCCGACUGCACACUUGUGCUAGCUCAAUUGGUUGUGGUAAACUGAUGGGAAUCAGUAACCCGGUCACCAUCAGGUCCUUUGGGUCCCGAUUUGGAUCUUGGAUGAUGGACAGUAUGAUUUCCAGCUCUGAUGAACGAGUUUGGUCCAUGGAUGGCUACUUUAAGGGAAAGCGCGUGUUUGAAUACAGGUCACUGAGGGACUUCACUACAGGACACGACUUUGUAGUGCAUCAACUUCCUCAUCCAUGGUCAGGUACAGGUCAUGUGGUGUAUAACGGCUCUCUAUACUACAAUAAACACCAGACUAACGUUAUUGUGUGUUAUCACCUGCUCUCUCGCAGUGUGCUAACACAGCGCACUCUCUCUCACGCUGCUUACAACAACACCUUCCCGUACUCUUGGGGUGGAUCCUCUGACAUUGACCUCAUGGCAGAUGAGAGCGGUCUCUGGGCGGUCUACACCACUCUCAUGCACGGGGGGAACAUGGUGCUGAGCCGCCUGGACCCUGUCUCACUGGAAUUGGUACGGUCCUGGGACACUGGUUUCCCCAAACGUAGUGCCGGAGAGGCUUUCAUUGUCUGUGGCUCGCUGUACGUCACUGACUCGCACCUGAACGGGGCAAAGAUCCACUUCGUCUACCAUACCGACACCGAAAUGUACGAAUACACACAAAUUCCAUUCCACAACUUGUACUCACACAUCUCCAUGAUGGACUACAAUCCUAGAGAGAAGGUGCUCUACGCAUGGAACAAUGGACAUCAGGUCAUCUACAACAUCACACUCCUGCAGGAGGUCAAGCCCUUCACAGACACAUAGAUAAUAGAGGAGACAAGGGAAGAGAAAAGAACAAGGAAGGGAGAAGGGAAGGAAGGGCAAAAGGAAGGAAGGAAGAAGAGAGAGAGGAGGCAAAAAGGAAGGGAAAGCGCAUUAGGGAAGAUGAAAUGAUAGUCAAAUAUUACAUUUCAGCUGAAAUCCAUCCCUUAGCUACACCACUGUAAACAAAGCAUUUCAAAAUCCAAUAUUAUGAAUGACAAAUGUUAAGAAUGAAACAUCCAUCCAUCCAUCCAUCCAUCUUCUAUACCGCUUAUCCUUUUCAGGAUCACGGGAAACCUGGAGUCUAUCCCAGGGAGCAUGGGGCACAAGGUACACCCUGGACAGGGUGCCAAUCCCUCGCAGGGCACAAUCACAUACACACUCACACACAAUGACACUUUGGACAUGCAGAUCCGCCUACCAUUCAUGUCUUUGGACUGGGGGAGGAAACCGGAGUACCCGGAGGAAACCCCCGCAGCACGGGGAGAACAGACAGGGCAGCAGCGGGAAUCAAACCCGAACCCUGGAGGUAUGAGACGAACCAAGCCACCAUACGCCCUUAAGAAUGAAACGUUAAACAAAUAUUACUAACUCCUUUUUUGGAUGGAAGGAUGGACGGUUGGUGGAUGUAAUGGAGUUAGGAAGGGUGGAGGGAAGGAAGGAAAGAGGACUGGAGGCAGGAUGGAAGAGAUGAAUGGAGAAUGGAAUGAAGGGGGUGUGAAGGAAUGAAGGAAGGAAGAGAGGAUGAUGGGAAAUAAGGAAGGACGGAAGGUGUUAUCUACUUUCCUGGAUAGGGUUAAGUCACAGGAUAGUGACACACACUCCAUGCAGAAGUGGAAUAAAACAGCUAGGAAAACAGGAGAACUACAGAACCAGAACCAGAACCAGAAGAUGUGGGGGACCAGGGCCAGAGGAAUUAGAACGUCGAGUCUGAUGGAACUAGGAAGUGAACUUCAGGAUUUUGUGAUAAUAUAAUGUAAUUUUGUCUAUCAUUGUGUGUGUGUGUCACUUUGUAGUCAAUGCUGGACUGAAUUAGUUUCUGCAUGGAAUUGAUGUUCUAUACAUGUGGAAUAAAUAUUAAAGUGUGAAACAAU